CCCAUCACGACUAUUUGUAGACUACAUACAGCCUUUUUUACUGAGACUUUGCAUCUCAUUACAGCUACUGGACCAAUCAAAUCAGUCCACAGCUUCAAAACAUCCAAUCAGGGGAGACUCUGAACCUGGUUUUCUACUGAACUCACAAGUUCAUUACCUCACUAUCACUUUGUCUGAACAGGAACGAUGAUCACACUCUUUGUCACUCUUUCUCUCGUCAUAACUGUGAAAACUUCUGAUGUCAAGGAUCUUCAAGUUCAAAAAGUAAAGCGUGGAGAAAAUGUAACUAUAAAAUGUGACGACUUUAACGGUGACAAAAAUAAAUUAGUUUGGUUCAAACAGAGUUUUGGAAAAUUACCUCAGUUGAUUGUGAAACCGGUGGAGAAAACGAUCAGAUACGGUGCAGGAUUUAAUGAAGGACGCUUCAGUACUAGUGUAGAUAAACUGUUUCAUCUCAACAUCAAACAAAUCAAGGAAGAGGAUUCAGAAACAUAUUUCUGUGCAGAACUGCAGGCAUCUUCACUACGCUUUGCAUCUGGAACCCUUUUGGUUGUUGAAGCUGAGGAGAUGAAACAACAUCCUCCGACUGUCACGGUGAUGGAGAACGGAGAGUCGCUCACACUCCAGUGUUCAGUACAAGCGUUUACUUCAAGCUGUGAAGGACAGAGUGUGUACUGGUUCAGACACGGCUCAGGAGAAUCUCAUCCAAGAAUCAUUCACACUCAUGGAGACGGCAGUGAUGAGUGUAAGAAGAGCUCUGAGGCUGGUUCUCCUACGCAGAGCUGUGUCUACACUCUCCUCAAGAGGAACCUCACAACCUCUGAUAAUGGAACGUUCUACUGUGCUGUGGCUGCGUGUGGACAAAUCCUCUUUGGGAAUGGAAUUAAAGUGGAAGUAAAAGGUUCCAGUUACAAUACUGAUCAGAUGGAUUUGUUGUUCUGGCUCUCCGUUUUUAGAGUUGGAGUUCUUGCCUUCAUACUUAUUAUCUUUACAAUGUAUUACAAUGUUUUAAAAUUAAGAUCAAUUUAGAACUUAAUAUUUCAAGACAAAUCUAAUAAAUGCUUUACAUUUAUACAUUUAUACAUAAAGCAUAUACAUAUGCUUUACAUAAAGGGAAAAAAUGUUAGUUUCAACUUUUGCUAAUUGCUUUGUUUUUCUAUCUAGAUUUAUUUUAUUUGGUUCAAAACUGGGAGAAAAAAAAAAACAUGUAAAUAAAUAAAAAUUGUAAUGAAUAUAAAA
This is a messenger RNA of Ictalurus furcatus (blue catfish), 1239 nucleotides long. RefSeq names its product immunoglobulin alpha-2 heavy chain-like. The transcript is spliced from 4 exons. The coding region runs from base 187 to 1029 and encodes 280 amino acids. NCBI's taxonomy places the organism in Eukaryota, Metazoa, Chordata, Actinopteri, Siluriformes, Ictaluridae. The record is from RefSeq and is a predicted model, not a curated record. Gene Ontology annotation, biological process: response to bacterium.